Molecule: messenger RNA, 1614 nt
Organism: Onychomys torridus (southern grasshopper mouse)
Lineage: Eukaryota; Metazoa; Chordata; Mammalia; Rodentia; Cricetidae
Gene: Rapsn
Product: receptor associated protein of the synapse
Exons: 8
Coding region: 165-1403 (412 amino acids)
Biological process (GO): chemical synaptic transmission
Cellular component (GO): synapse
Molecular function (GO): acetylcholine receptor binding; protein-membrane adaptor activity
Source: RefSeq, a predicted model, not a curated record
GUUCCCAGGGUGGCGUCCGUUGUCCAUCCAGGCCCUGCCCAGCUCCUGGUGUUGCUUUUCCCUCCCAGCGUUCAGUGGGCAGCCGGUGCUGUGGAGCCAACACCAUGAGGGUCUAGUGGCACCUAGUCAACCACAGUCUUUCCGAGUGGCCAGGCUGUGGGAGGAUGGGGCAGGACCAGACAAAGCAACAGAUUGAAAAAGGGCUGCAGCUGUACCAGUCCAACCAGACGGAGAAGGCGCUGCAGGUGUGGAUGAAGGUGCUGGAGAAAGGCUCUGACCUCGUGGGCCGCUUCCGGGUGCUAGGCUGCCUGGUCACAGCUCACUCAGAGAUGGGCCGCUACAAAGAGAUGCUGAAGUUUGCUGUGGUCCAGAUUGACACUGCGCGGGAGCUGGAGGACGCCGACUUCCUGCUGGAAAGCUACCUGAACCUGGCACGCAGCAAUGAGAAACUGUGUGAGUUCCACAAAACUAUCUCCUACUGCAAGACAUGCCUUGGCCUGCCUGGUACCAGGGCUGGUGCCCAGCUUGGGGGCCAGGUCAGCCUGAGCAUGGGCAAUGCUUUCCUGGGCCUCAGCCUCUUCCAGAAGGCCCUAGAGAGCUUUGAGAAGGCCCUGCGCUAUGCCCACAACAAUGAUGACACCAUGCUGGAGUGCCGUGUCUGCUGCAGCCUGGGCAGCUUCUACGCCCAGGUCAAGGACUAUGAGAAAGCCUUGUUCUUCCCCUGCAAGGCUGCAGAGCUUGUCAACGACUAUGGCAAAGGCUGGAGCCUCAAGUAUCGGGCCAUGAGCCAGUACCACAUGGCUGUGGCCUACCGCCUGCUAGGCCACCUGGGCAGCGCCAUGGAGUGUUGUGAGGAAUCCAUGAAGAUUGCUCUGCAGCAUGGUGACCGACCCCUGCAGGCACUCUGUUUGCUCUGCUUUGCUGAUAUCCACCGGAGCCGGGGGGACCUGGAGACAGCCUUCCCGAGGUACGACUCUGCUAUGAGCAUCAUGACAGAGAUUGGAAACCGCCUGGGGCAGGUGCAUGUGCUGCUGGGUGUGGCCAAGUGCUGGAUGGCCAGGAAGGUGUUGGACAAGGCUUUGGAUGCCAUUGAGAAAGCCCAGGACCUGGCUGAAGAGGUUGGAAAUAAGCUGAGCCAGCUCAAGCUGCACUGCCUGAGUGAGGGCAUCUACCGCAACAAAGGGCUGCAGCGUGAGCUGCGCACGCACGUAGUGAGGUUCCAUGAGUGUGUGGAGGAGACUGAGCUCUACUGUGGCCUAUGUGGCGAGUCCAUUGGGGAGAAGAACAGCCGGCUGCAGGCCCUGCCCUGUUCCCAUAUCUUUCAUCUCAGAUGCCUGCAGAACAAUGGCACUCGGAGUUGUCCCAACUGCCGCCGCGCCUCCAUGAAGCCAGGCUUCGUGUGACUUCAGUGGCCAUCUUUGGCGUUGACAUCACUUCCCUUGGCUGCUCCUCCACCACCAAGCUGAAGGUGCUGGUGAAAUUCUAGGUUAGCCACCGGGGCCUCCUUUGCUGACUCAGGGCCGGGGGCUUGCCUGCUGCUCCUCUGGGCCUAGCUCCCCUCCUCUGCCUCUUUGUACUUCAUUCUUUAUAGAAAAAUAAAAUGUUUGUACCAGG